ACAUGGGAGAUGGGGCUGUCCACGACACUCGACAGUUAGGAGGUUACAUGACCCUUUUACAGUGCUGGAUCUACGAACACUUCCCUAGGAUCUGUAAGCGGGGCGAUAGAGGUGCGGUUCCUGCACAUCUUCCAAGAGCAUGUAGGUGGAUUGCAAAACAUGCUGUUGAAGGUGGAUUAGUGACCUAUCGGCAGAGACUUGAUGCUUUGUUGCUUGAGGAUGUAGUGUUUACACCAUAUGAUGAUGAUCGAGCUAAUCAUCUGUUUGAAGAUAUUUCGAUGUUCUCAGGUUAUCUUCGAUGUGCUGGAGUCUCAGUCCCAUAUUUGUCGGAGCGAUGUCUUCGACAAUUUGGUCGUAUUCAGUGCAUCCCGCUUGAUGUUCCUCCUAGGCCCAACAAUAUAGAUUGGGUGUGGCAGACUACUAUGCAGUCAUCUGUAUCAGCGUUUCGAAUGCUAUAUCAUGUUGCGAGUUUUCUUGGAGAGGUCACUACAGACUAUUAUGCAUGGUACAUGUCUGUGUCACAUCCUCUGAUCAUUCCUCGGUCUACUGCACAUGCGGGUACAUCCUCUGACCAUCCAUCUGACCAUCCAUCAUUUGCUGCACACGUGGGUACAUCAUCUGCUGCACAUGCUGGUCCAUCAUCUUCUGACAGCUGA
Cicer arietinum (chickpea) is the source of this 656-nucleotide messenger RNA. The record is from RefSeq and is a predicted model, not a curated record. NCBI's taxonomy places the organism in Eukaryota, Viridiplantae, Streptophyta, Magnoliopsida, Fabales, Fabaceae.